This is a messenger RNA of Nerophis ophidion (straightnose pipefish), 11517 nucleotides long. RefSeq names its product zinc finger and BTB domain containing 16a (gene zbtb16a). Lineage: Eukaryota; Metazoa; Chordata; Actinopteri; Syngnathiformes; Syngnathidae. Gene Ontology annotation, molecular function: DNA-binding transcription factor activity, RNA polymerase II-specific; RNA polymerase II cis-regulatory region sequence-specific DNA binding; protein binding. The record is from RefSeq and is a predicted model, not a curated record. Gene Ontology annotation, cellular component: nucleus. Gene Ontology annotation, biological process: regulation of transcription by RNA polymerase II. The coding region runs from base 230 to 2215 and encodes 661 amino acids. The transcript is spliced from 7 exons.
GCGGACGGAGGGAGAGGGAAAGCGGGGACUGUGAACUGUCCUUUUUUUUUUUUUUUUUUUUUUUACACUAUAUUUGCUGCGAGGACGCGCACUGUCUCCGCUCCUUUUUUUUUUGGCGCCGCGGAGGACGGAGAGUCGUCGCCGGCUUCCUCUGGUCUCCAACAACACAACACAACACACACAAAAAAACACGGCGCAGCCUCAUGAGUCGGCCUGGUGAACUUCCAUCAUGGAUUUAACGAAGGUGGGCAUGAUCCAGCUGCAGAACCCCAACCACCCCACGGCGCUCCUCCACAAGGCCAACCAGAUGCGCCUGGCGGGGACGCUGUGCGACGUGGUCAUCAUGGUGGACAGCCAGGAGUUCCACGCCCACCGGACCGUGCUGGCGUGCACCAGCAAGAUGUUCGAGAUCCUCUUCCACCGCAGCAGCCAGCACUACACCUUGGACUUCCUCUCGCCAAAGACCUUCCAGCAGAUUUUGGACUACGCCUACACUGCCACGCUCCAGGCCAAGGUGGAGGACCUGGACGACCUGCUAUACGCAGCCGAGAUCCUGGAGAUUGAGUAUCUGGAGGAGCAGUGCCUGAAAAUCCUGGAGACCAUCCAGUCGUCGGACGAGAACGACGCGGAGGCGGGCGCCAACGACGGCAGCACGGAGGAGGACGACGAGCGCAAAGGCCACAACGGAGUCAAGAACUCCAAAAAGCAUUCCAUGGAGAGUUUCUACCUGUCGGGCGCGGACCAAGUCUCCGCCAUGUCCGGCAUGCUGGACCAGAGCCCGUCCGUCUCCACGUCCUUCGGCGUCUCCAACCUGAGCCCCACCAAAGCCGCCGUGGACAGCCUGAUGAGCAUCGGCCAGUCCCUGCUCCAGCAAGGCUUCGGGGGCGAUCACAUCAACGCCCACCACCUCAUGAGCGAGAUCAAGACGGAAAUGAUGCAGGUGGACAUGGGGGGCAACGGCCACCACAGCCCCCACAACAUGGAGUCCGGCGGCUCCAGCAACGGCGAGAGAAGCGGGGAGGACCGGAACCGAGACGGGCCGGGGACGCCCACCAGGAGCAGCGUCAUCACCAGCGCCCGCGAGCUCCACUACUUGCGCGACGACGGCAUGGGCGACCCUCAAGCCGAAGUCAGCCAAAUGGGUCUGGAAGCCAUGGCCGGGAUGGCGGAGAAACACCUGGCCUCCCUCUACUCCCUCCCCGUCAACCAUAAAUCCGACGCCAUCAUGUCCAUGCCGGUCUCCAUGGCCUCCGCUCUGCCGAUGUCGCCCGCCUUGGCCAUGUCGGUGGACUUCAGUGCCUACGGCGGACUCCUGCCGCAGAGCUUCAUCCAGAGGGAGUUCUUCAGCAAGCUGGGCGAGCUGGCGGUGGGCAUGAAACCCGACGGGAGGAACCAACACGAGCGCUGCAACGUGUGCGGUGCGGAACUUCCGGAUAACGAGGCUGUGGAGCAGCACAGGAAGAUGCACAGCGGGAUGAAGACCUACGGCUGCGAGCUGUGCGGGAAGAGCUUCCUGGACAGCCUCCGUCUACGCAUGCAUCUGCUGUCCCAUUCAGCUGGCGACAAGGCCAUCGUGUGUGACCAGUGCGGCGCCCAGUUCCAGACCGAGGAGUCCCUGGAGGCCCACCGGCAGAUCCACACCGGGUCGGACAUGGCCAUCUUCUGCCUGCUCUGCGGGAAGCGUUUCCAGACCCAGCCGGCGUUGCAGCAGCACAUGGAGGUCCACGCCGGCGUCCGCAGCUACAUCUGCAGCGAAUGCAACCGGACCUUCCCGAGCCACACGGCGCUCAAACGCCACCUGCGCUCGCACACAGCCGGGGACCACCCGUACGAGUGCGAGUUCUGCGGGAGCUGCUUCCGCGACGAGAGCACGCUGAAGGGCCACAAGCGCAUCCACACCGGCGAGAAGCCCUACGAAUGUAACGGCUGCGGCAAGAAGUUCAGCCUCAAGCACCAGCUGGAGACCCACUACCGCGUGCACACAGGUGAGAAGCCAUUCGAGUGCAAGCUGUGCCACCAGCGAUCCAGGGACUACUCGGCCAUGAUCAAGCACCUGCGCACCCACAACGGCGCCUCGCCCUACCAAUGCACCAUCUGCCUGGAGUACUGCCCCAGCCUGUCGGCCAUGCAGAAGCACAUGAAGGGCCACAAGCCCGAAGACGUCCCCCCUGACUGGCGCAUAGAGAAGACCUACCUGUACCUCUGCUACGUCUGAGAGGGGCUUUGGAGAAGAGAGGUGGCGGAAUGGGCUUGGAUGGAGGGGGGUUGGAGGAGGAGAAUGUAUCGAAGACGUGGAAGCGUCCAAAGACUUGUCUUGCGAAAGCGGCAAAACGACGACAAAAAGGAAGGUUGGUCAAGGAGACGCGUCCGCCGUUUAGUUCGGAAUCAUCGGGUCAUUGCCCCACUUUGUGUUGUUACUGUGUUAUUAUUUCAGGUUGGCAUGGAGGCGUUGCUGCUAGCAGUGUCGGCAGAUUCUCAAGGGCUAUCUGAACCGCCAGCAAACUGGUGGUAGAUUCCUUCGUGGUCGUCGUCGUCCGCUUCCAUUAGCCGUCACAUUAAAAAAAAAAGUGAAUCUUAAGAAGUUCAUCACAGUGAUGGACCGCUUUGUGUUUGUCGUAGUUGCAGUCGGCAACUAAGAACGUCUCUCGGCAGAGACCGGGGGAUUUUGAGUUGUGUACUUUCUAUGAUAGACGCUAUAAAUUUAGAGAAAAUCUCUGGAAAUACCGCCAAAAAAAAAAAAAUGUUAUCGUAUAUUCUGAGCUCCGUGCUCCGCCCCCCCCCUCCACAAAGUUUUGUGGUAAUCUCUUAAAAUGUUUUGUUGUUUAUCCUGCUUAAAAAAAGUGUUCAUGCAUUAUUCACUGAAAGGUUUAAGGAAAAUGUCAAGAAAGUGCCCUUACAACAACAACCCCCGGAUACGCUCUCUUGCGCCUAGCCGCACCAAAAUUUAGUUUGUUCUUCCUCGGCCUACGUCCUACCUUUAUGCAAAGUUUUGUCAUAAUCAGUCGAUUCGUUUUUGUGUAGUCGGCAAAAAAAGAAAACUGAAUCACCCACAAAAAAACAUACUUUCAGAUCGUGUUCAAACAAAACCCCAAUUUCCUGUGCGUCGGUAACUAGAACGUCACUCCGUACGGAGCGGAACUCCGACUUCGGGUCAAAUGAUCAAUUUUGAUACACAACCCUUCCUCUUACGUUCGUCUAAAUUUCAUGUAUUUGUUUCAGAAGCAAAAUGUGUAAAAGUGCCCUUACAAUAAGAAUUCAGUGUAGUCAUUCUGUAUCUUCACCAAAAUUCAAUUGAGUCUUCCUUCAUUUAUGUUCCACCUUUACGCCAAGUUUUGUUGAAAUCGCUGAAGUCGUUUUUGCGUAGCGCGUACAAACAGAUCCAAGUUCCUGUUCCUGUUAAAACAUAAGCACAAACUACUUGUCUCUGCAACCGUCUGUGGACUUCCACCAAGGCCGAUUUGAACUGCUUCAAUCAUAUCCAUACCAAAUUUGAGUUUGUUCUUCCCUGACCCGUGUUCCACCUUUAUGCCAAGUUUUGCGGAAAUCAACGAAACAGUUUUUGCAUAGUUAACAAUAGACAGAGUGCUUAUGAACAAAUUUUACUUUUUCUUCCUGUUCUGUCCUUGUUGAAACACAACGCAACCUCUUUAGUGGAUGAGAAUAUCACUCAAACAAAUUGUGCAUCAAAUACUUUUACACACGCCUUAAUUUUCUUCAGUAAGUCGCUCGUUUCAUUCACUCGGUGAUGAAAAAAAAAAAAAUGAAAAUGUUUAAGUGCCCUUACAACAAAAAUGUCUUAUUCGUAUCUAUACCAAAACGUAAUUAAUUAUUCUUUGAUUUUGUCCCACCUUUUCACGCAAAGUUCCUGUUCCUGGUCGGUUUAUGUUCCAACUUUUUGGUGGUGACCACUGGAAGGCCAGACCUCAACCAAGGUCAAAGUUGGAUUAAAUUGAACAUCUUUAGAAAUGCUUGACAUACUAAUCAUACGCCUAAAUUAUCCCUGUAGGAUCCAUGGAUUAUUAACUCGGCUACCCACUGAGAAUGAAAAUGUCUAAAAGUGCCCUUAAAACAAGAAUUCCGUAUCUGCACCAAAAUUCAAUGGACUCUUCCUUAAUUUAUGUUCAACCUUUUUGCCAAGUUUUGUCAAAAUCGGUGAAGUGUUUUUUUGCGUAGCGCAUGCAAAACGGAUCAAUGUUUAUGUUCUUGUUUGAACAUAACCACAACCUUCUUGGUGGACCACAUUGUCACCACAACUGACAGCGGACCUAAACCAAAUCCGAUUUGGUUAAAAUUGUAUCAAAUCUUAUCCUCUUAGGAUCGUUAGAAUCCUUGAUUAAGUAGGACCAGGUCUAAAAGUGCCCCUACAAUUCCGCACCAAAAUAAAAUUGGUUCUUCCUUCAACAAAUCGUACUUCUUAUCAUCUUCCGAUCUUCAAAAUCUUUGAUUCUGACGAUCCUCCUAGGAUCGUUAGAAUCCUUGAUUAAGUAGGACCAGGUCUAAAAGUGCCCUUACAACAAGAAUUCCGCACCAAAAUAAUAUUAGUUCCUCCUUCAACAAAUCGUACUUCUUAUCAUCUUCCGAUCGUCAAAAUCUUUGACUCUGUGAUUCAAAAGGAAAAUGCCAAAAAAUUAUCCUCACAACAAGGAUUCCAAUUCGGCACCAAAAUUGAACUGGAUCUUCUACCACUUUACUCAAAAAGUUGUUUUUGCGCAGCGCCUCAAAACAUAUGAAAGUUCCUGUUCUGGUUCCUGUUCACAUGAUCACAACCUCCUUGGUGGACUUCAUUGACUGCGACCUUCGCCAAGUUGAACAACUCAAAUUUGGAUCAAAUCUUAUCCUCUUAGGAUCGUUAGAAUCCUUGAUUAAGUAGGACCAGGUCUAAAAGUGCCCUUACAACAAGAAUUCCGCACCAAAAUAAAAUUGGUUCUUCCUUCAACAAAUCGUACUUCUUAUCAUCUUCCGAUCUUCAAACUCUUUGACUCUGUGAUUCAAAAGGAAAAUGCCAAAAAGUAUCCUCACAACAAAAAUUCCAAAUCAGCACCAAAAUUUAACAUUUAUCUUCUACCACAUUACUCAAAGAGUUGUUUUUGCGUAGCACCUAUAAACAUAUGAAACUUCCUGUUCCGGUUCCUGUUCACAUGACCACAACCUCCUGGGUGGACUACAUUGACUGCAGACCUUCGCCAAGUUGAACGACUCAAAUUUGGAUCAAAUCUUAUCCUCUUAGGAUCGUUACAAUCCUUGAUUGAGUAGGACCAGGUCUAAAAGUGCCCUUACAACAAGAAUUCCGCACCAAAAUAAAAUUGGUUCUUCCUUCAACAAAUCGUACUUCUUAUAAUGUUCCGAUCGUCGAAUUCUUUGACUCGGUGAUUCAAAAGGAAAAUUCCAAAAAGUAUCCUCACAACAAGAAUUCCAAAUCGGCACCAAAAUUUAACUGGUUCUUCAAUCCAACUUUACUCAAAAAGUUGUUUUUGCGUAGCGCCUCUACACAUAUGAAAGUUCCUGUUCCGGUUCCUGUUCACAUGACCACAACCUGCUUGGUAGACUACAUUGACUGCAGACCUCCGCCAAGUUGAACAACUCAAAUUUGGAUCAAAUCUUAUCCUCUUAGGAUCGUUAGAAUCCUUGAUUAAGUAGGACCAGGACUCAAAGUGCCCUUACAACAAGAAUUCCGCACCAAAAUAAAAUUGGUUCUUCCUUCAAAGCUUGUGUUCCGGUUCCUGUUCCCAUGACCACAACCUCCUUGGUGGACCACAUUGACUGGAGACCUUUGUCAAGUUGAACGACUCAAUUUUGGAUCAAAUCUUAUCUUCUUAGGAUCGUUAGAAUCCUUGAUUAAGUAGGACCAGGUCUAAAAGUUCCCUUACAACAAAAAUUCCGCACCAAAACAAAAAUCGUUCUUCCUUCAACAAAUCGUACUUCUUAUCAUAUUCCGAUCUUCAAACUCUUUGACUCUGUGAUUCAAAAGGAAAAUGCCAAAAAUUAUCCUCACAACAAGGAUUCCAAUUCGGCACCAAAAUUGAACUGGAUCUUCUACCACUUUACUCAAAAAGUUGUUUUUGCGCAGCGCCUCAAAACUUAUGAAAGUUCCUGUUCUGGUUCCUGUUCACAUGAUCACAACCUCCUUGGUGGACUUCAUUGACUGCGACCUUCGCCAAGUUGAACAACUCAAAUUUGGAUCAAAUGUUAUCCUCUUAGGAUCGUUAGAAUCCUUGAUUAAGUAGGACCAGGUCUAAAAGUUCCCUUACAACAAGAAUUCCGCACCAAAAUAAAAUUGGUUCUUCCUUCAACAAAUCGUACUUCUUAUCAUCUUCCGAUCUUCAAAAUUCUUGAUUCUGACUAUCCGCCUAGGAUCGUUACAAUCCUUGAUUAAGUAGGACCAGGUCUAAAAGUGCCCUUACAACAAGAAUUCCGCACCAAAAUAAAAUUGGUUCUUCCUUCAAAGCUUGUGUUCCGGUACCUGUUCCCAUGACCACAACCUCCUUGGUGGACCACAUUGACUGGAGACCUUUGUCAAGUUGAACGACUCAAUUUUGGAUCAAAUCUUAUCUUCUUAGGAUCGUUAGAAUCCUUGAUUAAGCAGGACCAGGUCUAAAAGUUCCCUUACAACAAAAAUUCCGCACCAAAAUAAAAAUCGUUCUUCCUUCAACAAAUCGUACUUCUUAUCAUAUUCCGAUCUUCAAACUCUUUGACUCUGUGAUUCAAAAGGAAAAUGCCAAAAAUUAUCCUCACAACAAGGAUUCCAAUUCAGCACCAAAAUGGAACUGGAUCUUCUACCACUUUACUCAAAAAGUUGUUUUUGCGUAGCGCCUCAAAACUUAUGAAAGUUCCUGUUCUGGUUCCUGUUCACAUGAUCACAACCUCCUUGGUGGACUUCAUUGACUGCGACCUUCGCCAAGUUGAACAACUCAAAUUUGGAUCAAGUGUUAUCCUCUUAGGAUCGUUAGAAUCCUUGAUUAAGUAGGACCAGGUCUAAAAGUUCCCUUACAAAAAGAAUUCCGCACCAAAAUAAAAUUGGUUCUUCCUUCAACAAAUCUUACUUCUUAUCAUCUUCCGAUCUUCAAAAUCUUUGAUUCUGACUAUCCGCCUAGGAUCGUUAGAAUCGUUAGAAUCCUAGGACCAGGUCUAAAAGUGCCCUUACAACAAUUCCGCACCAAAAUAAAAUUGGUCCUUCCUUGAAAAGUGGAGAGUCCCGGUCAUAAACUGGAAUGUUCCUGGUUUUUCCUCGAUAGCCCCUGAGAAUCAGCAGAGGAGGCGUUGGGAAUAUGCAGUAAAAGUCCUUGAACUCGUUAGUUCGGUUGAUUGUUGGGAACGGGGGCCGGGAGGGGGGGUGGGGGGGUUUCGUGCUGCUUUGUUUUUCCCCCCACUCCCCCGCUCCUUACCCGCCGCCACUCAUCCGUGGUCUUCCCGGUACCGCCAGGUACCUUCACCCCGACCCCCUCCCACGAGGAGGCCAAAGGCUGACUUAUUUUAUAUUUUGCGUUUCGCCAUUAUCGUACUUCCUCAUAUCACGGCUUCAUUGCACAGGUUACCACGACAACAGUCUCUGUUGGAUGGACGCUCGUUAAGCCCGGCAGUAACAGGACCGGGGACGCUCGUUAUCUCACACUAACCGCCACACGCUUUUGCCAGGACCCGUAAGGCCGCUCUCCAAGUAGCGAACGUCGGAACGUGAAAGACUCGCCCGGCCGGUGUCGGGGCAGGAAGCCGGGGAUUCCCGACUUCCCUUAAAGGCAUCAUCAGGAAGGAAGCGAGGGUCGGAAUCCCCGAUUGGACGACAAAGACGACUUAAAUCAACUCUUUCUCUGUGGUUUCAUCGCCUCUUCUCCUUUUUUGUUUGUCUCGUGUGAACUCCGACACAUCAUACUUGAAUUACCUCAUUUUGUGACCUCAUCUCUUAGUUCGGACUUCCCACCUUUUGUCGAGUCGGAAAGAUGCAUUGCACAGCGUGAUUUUUUUUAAGUGCCGCAGUGAUGAGACUUAUGUGAGUAUGAGUGUUUCAUUUUUUUUUUGUGUGUGUAUUGUUACCAAACUUGGUAUUAUUAUUGUUAUUAUUAAUCCCGUUUGUUGAAGAGUCGGAAGGUUGUUUUUUUGUUGAUGUUGUUGUUGUUCUCAAAAAAAAAGCUACCUCUCUAAGUUCAUUUUCUGGCAAAAAAAAAAGCACAUUUUUUUGUUUUGGUUUUUUUUUCCAUCCUUGCUACUUCAUGUCAUGCUUCAUGUUUUUUUUUUCCUCUGAAAAAGUUGAUUUAAAUGAUUGUACAUAAAAGGUGAUGAUAGUAGAGGUCGGGUCGGGUUUUAGGGGGCGAGAAAAAAAAUGUUGGAAGCCUUAAAAGUGACGAUGGAGGAAAGGAGGAAGCACUCGUGCUCAGUUCAAGGGCGUACGAAAGCACCCAAGCAGUGAAACUUGAACAUAUGUGAAUAGUUUUGUAAUGUGAAGGCACCGGAUGGAUGUCGGUCAUCUUUUGUUUCUUAGUAAAUCAUCCAAACAAAAGAAAACAACGAGGAAAAAAAAGAGCCAACGGAGGCAAUUUGAUAUCAAAUUGUGAUAUUUUUGUAUUUCGUGUCAAGUCUUUUUAUUUUUUAUUUUUUUUGUGGAGAGUUAAAGCAGGGCACAAAUAUUUGUAUUUUUGGUCUUUUUCCCUGGGUGUGAAUCUCUUAUUUUUUUAUUUUUUGUUGCCUUGCUCUUCUUGGUAAUGGUGUAAAAAAUAUUGUAAGAAUACAAAUAAUAUUAAUAAUAAUAAUAUUAAUAAUAAGUGUUGCUUUCUGGAUGUCAAUUGUAGGUGAAGGACUGAAUCUAACCACCUUCUUUUUUUCCUUUUUCUUCCAAUUAUUAUUUUGUCGUCGUUAAUGUGACAAAGAAGAGAGAAAAAAAAAUAGCCAACCAAUAAUUCACCGUUUUCUCAAUCAAACUUGACUGUGGGCGUAUUAUUUUUGUGUUUUUUUGUACUUGAAGUUAUAUAUAAAAAAACAAAAAAAACAAAACGAAGGGAUGGUUGGCGCGUUUUGUUGAUGUCUUGCCAUUGGAUUCUCUCUCCAACACUGUGAGCCCGAGGGGGCGGGGCUUUUUUGUCGUAACUCCACCCACAAAUACAAUAACAAAGAAGAGUAAGACACUCCCACCAUGCAACACUCUCGUGACCCCGUGACCCUUCACCGCGUCAUCGUACUCUGAAUGUUUUCUACGGUUUUUCGUGCGGGUGAAGGAGUGUGUCGCUACUGUGUGUGUGUGUGUGUGUGUGUGUGCGCGCGUGUGUGUGUGUGUUUUAGUGGGAAAAUGCACUAAUCAAAAUAAAAUUAUAUUCUAUGCCACUGUUUUUUCUCUAUGUUGGUAAAAGAUACAAAAUAUAAACACGUCAGCAUCGAUGUCGUUCUUCCCUCCCCCUGCGUGUUCCUCUUGUGUGCCUAAAAAGAAUCCACCUGUAUUUUCACGUGAACAUUUUGCUAGAAAAUUUCUAAAUAAAACGCCAGCACCCUUGGGAUGUCAUGACACUCAUACAGUGGGGCAAAAAAGUAUUUAGUCAGCCACCGAUUGUGCAAGUUCUCCCACUUAAAAUGAUGACAGAGGUCUGUAAUUUUCAUCAUAGGUACACUUCAACUGUGAGAGACAGAAUGUGGGAAAAAAAAUCCAGGAAUUCACAUUGUAGGAAUUUUAAAGAAUUUAUUUGUAAAUGAUGGUGGAAAAUAAGUAUUUGGUCAACCAUUCAAAGCUCUCACUGAUGGAAGGAGGUUUUGACUCAAAAUCUCACGAUACAUGGCCCCAUUCAUUCUUUCCUUAACACGGAUCAAUCGUCCUGUACCCUUAGCAAAAAAAAAACAGCCCCAAAGCACGAUGUUUCCACCUCCAUGCUUCACAGUAGGUGUGGUGUUCUUGGGAUGCAACUCAGUAUUCUUCUUCCUCCAAACACCACGAGUUGAGUUUAUACCAAAAUGUUCUAUUUUGGUUUCAUCUGACCACAUGACAUUCUCCCAAUCCUCUGCUGUAUCGUCCAUGUAUCCAUUUUGGUAUAAACUCAACUCGUCGUGUUUGGAGGAAGAAGAAUACUGAGUUGCAUCCCAAGAACAACAUACCUACUGUGACGCAUGGGGGUGGAAACAUCAUGCUUUGGGGCUGUUUUUCUGCUAAGAGGACAGGAAGAUUGAUCCGUGUUAAGGAAAGAAUGAAUGGGGCCAUCUAUCGUGAGAUUUUAAGCCAAAACCUCCUUCCAUCAGUGAGAGCUUUAAAUGGUUGACCAAAAACUUAUUUUCCACCAUAAUUUACAAAUAAAUUCUUUGAAAUUCCUACAAUGUGAAUUCAUGGAUUUUUUUUUCACAUUCUGUCUCUCACAGUUGAAGUGUACCUAUGAUGAAAAUUACAGACCUCUGUCAUCAUUUUAAGUGGGAGAACUUGCACAAUCGCUGGCUGACUAAAUACUUUUUUGCCCCACUGUACAUGACCUUAUUUUGUUUUCCAUUUGAGGGCUGUUUAUGCUAUGAGAAUUGCAUUCGAACUUGAAGACUGCAAACAUUUAUUAGAAAAAGACUUUUUUAAAUAAUCAGCAUGAGAAGACACUUGAUGCAUUUUUUUUUAAUUAUUUUUGUUCUUCAAACCAGCAACAGGUUUGCUGUCUAACAAUAAUGCGCUUGGAAACAAUUGAGUUUUAAAAAACAAAACAGACAGGAGCCUAUAAAGUACUUUUUUUUGUUUGUUUUUUAUGUUUAAUGUUAUUUUUGUACAUGAUGCAUUUAAGGGGUGUGGGACAAGAGGGACUCAUGGCAUCCCCCGGAGCUGGCACUAUUGUUUUUAGUUUUUUUGUUUUAAUUUUUGUGCUUUUUUCCCCCUUCCGGUUGAAUUGCCAUUUCACAUGCCAUUGAGGGUUAGAUGUAAACGUAAAAAAAAGAAAGCACCAAGUAUUUUUCUAACUUAGCACUGAGGACCAACAAGUUUGCCGUGUCGGACCAAGCGUUGCGAAACUUUUAAUCGUAACAGCUUUUUUUUUUCUUUUUUUUUUUUCUUUCCCUCCCUCUCUUUCUAUGUCGUCUUUGGCUUGUCUGUGCAACUUCGCUCCUCCUCCAUUGUAACGACCGCACAAGUCGCUCUGUAUUAUUAAGAAAAUUAAGAAAUAUAGUGUUUUUGUGUUGUUGUUUUUUUAUUUUAUUAUUAUGAUGAUGAUUUGAAUUGUUAUAGUUUUGUCUACCUCAGCACCUAAUCUUAGCCUAAUCUUAGAAGGUGCCCAAUUAUUAUUUUUUAAAUUGUUUCACUUUGUUCUCUUUAUUGUUUUGUUUUUCGGGGAGGGGGUGCAUUAGAGCUUUGCAAAAAAAGAAAAAGAAAAAAAAAAAAAAAAGGUUCUUUGUCUUUUCCAGCGACAAUGUGCUAUUUUCCUCCCCUGUGGCCGUUUUCAUAUCUAUAGCCACCGCCUGUUGAUAUAAAAGUUGUUUUUGUUUCCAUGUAGAAUCAAACACAUCUCUUUGUAACAUUUCAGUGUUCUCUGAUGGAGUGUGAAGAAAAAAAAAAAAAGGACAAUAAAAGAUUUAAUGCUG